UAAUAUGUGUUAAAAUCGUUAAAACAAUUAAUUUCAUUUUGUAAAAAAAAAAAAAAAAAAAAAAGUGUUGAUCUGUAAAAUGGACAAGCUUAACAUCAUGUCUAAGUUUUCAUUCUGUAAAUGUUUUCUUUUCCCAGUUUGCAAGAACGAAACAAAAACAUCAUGUCUAAGUUUAGAGCCCAAAAUAUUCAUAAGGCCAAUUAUAAUGGACUCAAAAUGGGCUCGAAACCUCCAGAAUUAGACUUCCCCAUAAAUUGGGGAAAGAGACACGGAAAAAAGAAAAAGAAAUAUACAAACUGUCUCAGUCUCUCAACGGUCCAUUUCAAUUUUGAUUUUGAAAUCAGAAAACAAAAAAAAGAAAAAUCUGUUGUACAGUAGCAGAACGAUCACUGAUGGCCAUGGUGGUAGAUGUAGAUACAAAAGGAGGAGAAUUAGGGUUUCCGUACUGGACACCAAUUCGUCGACGUUUUGGCCCUGAAUCUCCUUUCUUUGCUUAUGGCAACAUCGAAAGAGAGCUUCUUGCCAAACAGAUUGCAUUGGAUUUAACUGAAGAUGAGAAACCUCAAUUGCAGAAUUUGAUAGAUGAGGAUGAUAGGGAGGUUUCCUGUCCCAUUGUUGGAUGCGGCGCACACUUGACAUCUUUGGAAGAUUUUGAAGAUCACUACAAUGCGCGACACACUGCAUCCUGUUCAGUCUGCUCUAGAGUGUACCCAACUUCGCGAUUGUUGGGCAUACAUGUAUCUGAAGCACAUGAUUCAUUUUUCCAGGCUAAAGUUGCACGUGGUUACCCCAUGUAUGAAUGCCUGGUGGAGGGAUGUGGUCUUAAAUUGAUUAACUACAAGAGUAGGCAACAGCACUUGGUGGACAAGCAUAAAUUCCCCAGUGCAUUUGAAUUCUUUAAGAAAGCCCAUCCAUCCAAGAAAGCAAGACAGAAGCACAAGCAUCAAAGAGUGAUCCCAAAGGAGGAGGCUCCGAGCAAAAUGGAAGUAGAAGGUGAAACCAUCGAUGGCCUCGUUUCAGCAGUCUCUAGACUAAGUACUUCAGAUUCAUCUCCUUCAUCUAUUAGCUUUGGUCGCCGCCACAAUCGUGGGCUCACAUUUGUCCCUCGAGCUGUUCAGCAAGGAAACAGCAAACAAACUGGAACAAGGAGAUAGCCGCCUCAUAUGUAAAUAACUUGCCUGCUUCCACCAACAACAUCAAUGGGUUCUCUUAAGUAACUAAGAAUCUGAUUACAACAGAGAUGUAGGAGAUGUCUAAAAUUUCACUUGCAUGAUUGCGCGAAGUCAAUCGAUGGGGACAAGUCAGCUGACUGCUAAAUUUAUUUAUUUAUUUUUUAAAACAGGAAGUUUUCUGCUUGUUGUUUGCGGUAGUAGCAUUACUUCAUCCAGGCAUUCGUGAUAUUUGUUCCGCAGAAUGAUAUUUCACUUGUGGAGUUGAAAUGAAUAUGGAAAGUUUGCUUCGAGGAAAAGCAGCAAUUGGUGGUUAAACAAACAUCAAUGUUAUAAAAUUGAUUUGAUUCUUGUGCAGCAAACCGAGACACAAACAAGAUAAUUUUCUCUUCUUUUUA
Ricinus communis (castor bean) is the source of this 1567-nucleotide messenger RNA. RefSeq names its product zinc finger protein 511. The coding region runs from base 393 to 1154 and encodes 253 amino acids. The transcript is spliced from 4 exons. The record is from RefSeq and is a predicted model, not a curated record. Lineage: Eukaryota; Viridiplantae; Streptophyta; Magnoliopsida; Malpighiales; Euphorbiaceae.